Molecule: messenger RNA, 3793 nt
Organism: Seriola aureovittata
Lineage: Eukaryota; Metazoa; Chordata; Actinopteri; Carangiformes; Carangidae
Gene: foxred1
Product: FAD-dependent oxidoreductase domain containing 1
Exons: 11
Coding region: 482-2017 (511 amino acids)
Cellular component (GO): cytoplasm
Molecular function (GO): oxidoreductase activity
Source: RefSeq, a predicted model, not a curated record
AUAUAUAUUGUAGGCAGUGCUGAUCGGACAAAAAAGACAUUUGAAGAUGAGAAAGGACAAUGGACAUUUUCCCUCGGUUUUUGACAUUAUAAACUAAAUAAAGAAUUCAUCAAGAAAAUAAUCAGAUCAAUUUAUGAUGACAAACAUGUAAGUCGCAUCCCUAAACAUGUAUAUAGCAGACAAAGUCUUCUGUGUUUAAAAUCUUCAUUCACACCUCUUCCUAACUCAAACUUUCAUUUGGAGCCAAAUUAAAACUUUUAUUUUGAAGGACAGCACCGUGCAUCCGGUCUCGCUACGUCUUUCUGUUUGGGUUAAACUCAGCUUUCCAUUUGACCGUCAGUUUUACCGAUUUGACCUGCGCUUAAUUUAAAAAGAAACUGAGACAUGCAAGUUUGUUCACACUGUUGUUGUUGUUUUCGAUCUACACGGCGGCUCGGAACUGUUUAGCUUAGCCGACUAGCUAGCUAGUUAGCCCGCAGCAAUGUCAACGUGGCAGAGGCUGCACGUGAAGGUGCGGACGGCUCACGGACUACUUGCCUCCUCCAGACGGGUGACAGAGCGGCACACACGGCUGCUCGGAAAUGUAACGUUGUGUCAGAGCCUGAGUACAGGCAGACCUCUCCGCAACGACUUCUUCAAAGAUCUGGAGGCCGAGCUGGCAGCCAUGAGGAAGAGGGCGGCGGACGCGCUGCCCGGGAGCAGCUGGAGCCCCUUCGAGCUCAACCCGCACCUUCCUCCGGAGAGGGCCGACAUUGUGAUCGUUGGCGGCGGCGUGGUGGGCUGGUCCAUCGCCUACUGGCUGAAGCAGAAGGAGAGGGUGCGAGGAGCGCUGAAAGUUGUCGUGGUGGAGAAGGACCCAACGUACUCCCAGGCCUCCACCGUGCUCUCUGCUGGGGGGAUCCGACAGCAGUUCUCCCUGCCUGAGAACAUCCAACUCUCCCUGGCCUCCGCAGACUUCAUGAGGAACAUCAAUGAACACCUCGACGUGUUGAACGAAGACCCUGUGGACCUGCAGUUCAACCAAUCAGGAUACCUCUUCCUGGCAAGUGAGAAGGUGGCUCACAUCAUGGAGGAGAACUACAGCACCCAGAGGUAUGCUGGAGCCAAAGUUUCACUUCUCUCUCCCACACAACUGAAGGACAAAUUUCCAUGGAUAAACACAGAUGGUGUGGUGCUUGCUUCCUACGGGCUGGAGAACGAGGGCUGGUUUGACCCCUGGACUCUGCUGAACGCCUUCAGAAGAAAGGCCAUCUCAAUGGGAGUCAUCCAGUGCUGUGGAGAAGUUACAGAUUUUCAAUACACAGUAAACGUGAUGACAAAUGCUGCUGGUGACAACGUGGAGUUCAGGAGAAUAAAAUCUGUCAAAGUGCAGAUGCCUCACAGCCUGGAGUACCAGCCGAUGGAAUGUGCCAUUGUGGUGAAUGCAGCGGGAGCCUUUUCUGGUAAAGUGGCAGAGAUGCUGGGAAUUGGCUUCGGCCCCAAAGACACCAUCGCUGGAAUUCCUGUGCCCGUUGAGCCUCGGAAAAGGUAUGUGUAUGUAGUCCACUGUCCUGAUGGUCCAGGUCUAGACACUCCAUUCCUGAUUGAUUACUCUGGAGUUUACUUCAGAAGAGAGGGCUUAGGAGGGAACUACAUUGCUGGGGCAUCACCUGAAGAGGCGGAGGAGCCAGAUAUCAGUAAUCUGGAGGUGGACCACCAGUUUUUUGAGGAAAAGAUUUGGCCCAGUUUGGCCUAUCGUGUUCCUGCUUUCGAGAGACUUAAGGUGACCAGUGCAUGGGCAGGUUUCUACGACUACAACACCUUCGACCAGAACGGCAUCAUCGGUAUGCACCCUCUGGUCAACAACAUGUACUUUGCCACCGGCUUCAGUGGCCACGGCCUGCAGCACUCCCCCGCGGUGGGUCGUGCUGUGGCAGAGCUGAUCCUGGAUGGAAACUUUAAAACGCUGGACUUGAGCGAACUCAGCUUCAAACGGAUUCUGGCGCAGGAGCCCAUGCUGGAAAGGAACAUCGUGUAGAUGAUCCAAACUUGGUCUUAUUUUCAUAGCUGUGAACAUUAUUCCUGUCAGUAAUAAUAACAUUGUACUCAACAUUGCAAUUGCUGAGAUCUGGGAAUGAUCGAGACUGUUUUCCUAAGGAAAGCGACAGCAUCGGUGUCAAGACUUCUCAAAGCCAAAGCAAUUAUGAUUCUUCAUAGUGUGACAUCUGUGUACACCCUUCGGUCCACAGAGGGAUGAUGGUGGUGGAUGGAUGGGUCAACAAAAUGUCAGACUUUAACACUAGAGAUCGCUGUUCGUGCCCCGUUUCGUUCCUCUGAGUUAGACAUAAUGUCGUCCUCCGGCAGCCAACACUAGCUUGAAUCCUGUAUGAGAGGAGCAGUCGACCAGACUUGAGUUCAUGUAUUGAUUGACAGCCGUGAGCUCCCACUGCUGAUGUUGGCCUUCUCUGAUUAGUUCGAAGUAGUCAUCCGUUUGUCAUGGUAGUCUCAAGGUAGUUUCAAUCCAACCACAAUAAUUUUCCAGAGUCAGAAAACGGUUUUAUUUUUGCAGCAGUGAUACGUGUCGCUCUGAUGGGCAGUUAGUUAAUUUUGUUGUUUCAUGUCACCCUCUUCAGCUUUGACAUACUGACCAUUGUAGUUAUCAGCAAUUCCCAUUUUGUGAACUCAAGUUGAUUUCUAAUGAUAUUUAUGUACCAUUUUAUUUCUUUAUAAAAUCCCCUUUGCACUUGUCUUGACUUGAAAGUCUUUUCAGUGGAGGUCAUGGAAAAGUGUUUCAGAGAGGCAUGUUGCUGACGAUUCAGUUCCAUCCAUGUAGUCUCACUUAGUUUUAGACAUUGUUCAUGUCACACUGGUCCAGGGCUGAGUGACUGGUGGAGGAAUCCAUUGAUGUAUUGAGAGGUAGCUACAUUUACUUUUCACAGAUGAGAUGAAAGACGGGACAUGGUUUGGUUUCCUGUGUAGAGUAUUACUGACUUCAGUGAGUACAGCAGUUUCAUAACCGAUAGAAAUUAUUACAAAAAUUUCAAAAACAAGACUCAAGUUGUCGUAAAGAGGGCUUGUCCUUAAAUUUUUCUUUUGUUAUCAGUAAAUUUAAUAGCCUGUACAUCUCUCAGGACAAAGGUUUUGGUGACGUUGGCUUUUCAAGGAUGAUAUGACUACGAUAAUGUUUAUGUAAUCGAUCAGCAUGUCACAUUGGAGACCUGGAGGCCUUUUCUGAAGUUCUAUUGUUGUAUGAGUUGUUCUAUGAGGUUAGUAUUAACAUGGAGGAAGAUGUUUUCUGAAGAAGUCAGUUAAAAGAAAAUACUGUAAAGGAGGAACUGCAUCUUCAUUUAAAGAACUGUUUGCUGACAAGAAAAAGCCGUUACAUGUGUGGGUGAGCCAACCCCUGAUACAGUAUAAACUAAUUACCAAAAUCUUGAGUUCUGCUUUGCAGAUUUCCACUGAAGCUUGGUGUGUGGUGCAAUACAUUUGAAAACAUCAGACAACUUUGUUUUCAGAUGUAGUUUAUGCAUGUACGAUGCAUAAUGUAUACUGUAUUACAGUAUAAUGCAAUCCAGUACAAUAGCUUUACAAUGCAAUGUUCAGUUUUUGUUAAACCUCACUCAUGUAUUGAUUUACAUUACACUAAUGUAUUUGUUAGUUUCUGGUACUUUUUAAAUUGGGUUUUUUUAAUUUAUUUUUUAUUAUUGCAUCAUACUUUUUCUGAUUUACUCGUGAAUCAAUAAUUGCUGAGUAUUCAUAUACAUGAAUAUGAUCACAUUUUAUUAAUAAUAAACAUUUUUAUAGAAAAACUGGC